AUGCGUUCAUUGCGUAAUGAUGAAAAUAAAGCAAAGUUUUUUGAUUUGUGCUUGCAAUACAAGAACCCAGGAGCACUUUUGCGUUAUGGCAUGGUAAAGUAUUUCACAUAUGUGUUGUUAGAUGAAGGGUUGAAAAACAUCGACUGGGCACAUUCAAAGGGCAAUGUCUUGGCCACAUAUUUAUUAGGACUUUUGCUUAUAUUCAAUGUAGAUGAAGAGCGCAAAAAGAGGGGUGUAUCGUUAUUACUAAGUGUUUUUCACCAGCAUGCAAUAGAUGAAGUGGUUCAAUUAAGAGGAACUUUACGAGAUAUGAUAAUGUCCCUUUGUUUAAAAAAUAACAUUGUGUCUGAGUCAGAUGAAUUGGUAAAGUGUGAUCAAGGGCACCUUCAUGCAUAUGACAACAUUGUGGACAAAUGGGAUUACUUCGCAUGA
This is a messenger RNA of Beta vulgaris subsp. vulgaris (sugar beet), 432 nucleotides long. RefSeq names its product putative F-box protein At1g67623. Lineage: Eukaryota; Viridiplantae; Streptophyta; Magnoliopsida; Caryophyllales; Amaranthaceae. The record is from RefSeq and is a predicted model, not a curated record. The transcript is spliced from 2 exons. Bases 1 to 432 code for a protein of 143 amino acids.